UGUGAAACUUUUAAAACUCAUUUUGGAAGGAAAUCAUUCUAAGCAUACUGCUCUUCAGCACUUCUGCAAUAGGCUAUACAUUCGUAGAGCGCUGAAGAUCCCUCAGAGAAACCAGUGGCCUCUCCAUAACGCUGCUUUCAGAGGCUGUUACAGUGUCAAGGAAGCGGUUUUCCUUUUUGCCAAAUGCCCUCCAACCACUUUUUAAAUGUUUCUGCCUGCUUUCAAAGUUUUUUGGAGUAUUGCUUCCCUUGCCACUAGGCUACCAGGGGCCCCUUGCUACUCUAUAUGUUGAGUACGGGGAUACGCAGGGACAUUCUGAAACUGCGAGUAAGGAAAGACAAGUGGGCUGUGACUGAGGACUGGAGAGUCUGUCCACUGAGAAAGGUGCAAAAGUAUGGUAGUUCUCUCAGGAGUCCUUUUGGCUCCCCCUAGACCCUGAAUGUCGCCCUGUAGUUCACAUCCAGAUAAGUGAUCACUGCACAUCAGUCCAAGAUCACUCUAUGUCUCUUCCACUGGAGGAGUCCUCCAAAGAUUACCAUACAGACCAUUCCCAAUAACAGGAGACAACUGGAAUAUUUAAGACCAGGCAACUUAAGAGAUGAAAAACAGUCUUUGGUACUGGAAAAAUCAGAGUGGGAAUCCUGGUAUCCCCAUUUCCCAGCUGCACAAUCCAUCUGGGGACAGGAACCCACCACUGGGGACAGACGCCUACCACUCAGCCUGCAGGUCAUGGGGAUGAAAGGAGAGAACUCAGGAGGGAGCUUAGCACAGCACCUGGCAACAAACACAGGGUGAGGAGCCAGGGAGCUGUCAGGUCUGUGUGGGUGCCUGCCCUGUCAGGAAGGAAAGAGAAGAGCUGGAGCCUGAAGUGAAACGGACCCAGGCAGAAAAGGAGCAGCAGAGCCAAUCCUGGCUUCUAACAAAGGGGCAGAGAAGGGUGUGCAGGUCCAGAGGGCUGGUGGUGCCACAGAGAGCACAGAGUGGGGCUGGCACUGGGGCUCUGGAACUUCUAGAGGGCUUAGCUCAACCUCCCUCUUCUGUCCUGCCCAUAUUAACACUAGGUUGGUGGGCCUGGCAGUGUGGGAGGGAAGGAGAGGCAGUCCCCCUAUGGUUUGCACCCGCUUGAACCUAGUGACCAAUGAAGCUGCCCGAAGCAGGCAGCCAUCACUUCCUCUUCAGAGCACCCAUCUGCCUAGGGGCCAAGUUGGGAAAUGGCUACUGUGGUGGGUCUUAGCCCAGAAGGGGUGGUAUGGGGAAGGAGAGGAUGAUGGGGAAACUUGGUGCCAGGGUGACCCCAAAUCUCUUGGUUUCUGCCUCUAGGCCGUCCAUUUAGCCACUGAGCACCCACUCUGAGCUGGACACAGGGCUUGGGGGUGGGGAGUCCACAGACAAAUGACUCACAGUCCCAACACCUGGAGAAAGACCUCCCAGUUCCUGGGUCCUUGCCUCCUGCCAUCCUCAGCUCCCUUACCCACCAGACCCUCACCCGGCUUCUCUGAACCCGUCUCUUUUGCCCCUCUGACUUCGUUAUGGUCAGGUCUUAACCAGACUCUGCAGUGUGUGUGCUCUGAGAGGGAAGCGACACAAAGGAAGGGGGGGGGCAGAAAGGAGGGAAUCCCGCUGACAUCACUGCUCAUUAGCAUGUGUGACCUCAUCAGGGGGCGGGACAAUUUCCCCAGGUGUCGGGGGGAGGAGGGCAAGGGGGUGGUAUUUAAGGGAAAAGCUGACAGUGCUGCUGAGUGAGGGAGUGGGUACUGCAAGCCGCGGGGCUGCACACGCACACGGAUGCACACGGACCUCGACACCGACAUGGACAUGGACACAGAAACCACAGCACUAUGCCCCUCCAGCAGCCACCAGGCCUCCCCUCCAGGGACGCCCACACCAGAAACAGAUGCCUCACUGCUGAAGAAGCCAGAGAAGCUGCUGGCAGGGUUGGACCGGGGUGGGCCACCCCCUGCCCCAGGGGCCCCCAGACGAAGAGGCAGUAUGCCUGUCCCCUACAAGCACCAGCUGCGGCGCGCCCAGGCCAUAGAUGAACUUGACUGGCCACCUCAAGCCUCAUCCUCUGGUUCCUCUGACUCCUUGGGCUCAGGGGAGGCAGGCCCCACCCAAAAGGAUGGCAUCUUCAAGGUCAUGCUGGUAGGGGAGAGCGGCGUGGGCAAGAGCACCCUAGCAGGCACUUUCGGUGGUCUCCAGGGAGACAGUGCUCAUGAGCCGGAGAACCCAGAGGACACUUAUGAAAGACGCAUCACGGUGGAUAAGGAGGAAGUGACUCUAGUUGUUUAUGACAUCUGGGAACAGGGGGACGCAGGGGGGUGGCUGCGGGACCACUGCCUUCAGACCGGGGAUGCCUUUCUCAUCGUCUUCUCAGUCACCGACCGGCGAAGUUUCUCCAAAGUUCCAGAGACCCUACUUCGGCUGCGAGCUGGGAGGCCCCACCACGACCUCCCUGUCAUCCUCGUGGGAAACAAGAGCGACCUGGCCCGCUCCCGGGAGGUCUCACUGGAGGAAGGCCGCCACCUGGCAGGGACCCUGAGCUGCAAACACAUCGAGACGUCGGCCGCGCUGCACCACAACACGCGGGAGCUCUUCGAGGGCGCGGUGCGCCAGAUCCGGCUGCGCCAGGGACGGAGCCGCGCCGGGGCCCCGAGGCCCGAGUGGGGCUGCCCAGACGGCACCCCGCCGCCCGCGCGCCGCGAGAGCCUCACCAAGAAGGCCAAGCGCUUCCUGGCCAACCUGGUGCCGCGCAACGCCAAGUUCUUCAAGCAGCGCUCCAGGUCGUGUCACGACCUCUCCGUGCUCUGA
This is a messenger RNA of Neogale vison (American mink), 2808 nucleotides long. It is a transcript of the gene REM2, whose product is annotated as RRAD and GEM like GTPase 2. Gene Ontology annotation, molecular function: calcium channel regulator activity; GTP binding; GTPase activity. NCBI's taxonomy places the organism in Eukaryota, Metazoa, Chordata, Mammalia, Carnivora, Mustelidae. The coding region runs from base 1786 to 2808 and encodes 340 amino acids. The record is from RefSeq and is a predicted model, not a curated record. The transcript is spliced from 5 exons. Gene Ontology annotation, cellular component: plasma membrane.